Arabis nemorensis is the source of this 939-nucleotide messenger RNA. Lineage: Eukaryota; Viridiplantae; Streptophyta; Magnoliopsida; Brassicales; Brassicaceae. The record is from the annotation of a GenBank genome assembly.
AUGAGCAACGAAAAAGACACCAUGAACAUGAGCGGUCUCAGCGCCGCUCUUAACGAGGUGGAUCGUGCGGGGCUUGUUAAUGCUCUUAAGGACAAGUUGCAGAAUUUGGCUGGACAACACUCAGAUGUCCUUGAGAAUUUGAGUCCGACAGUCAGGAAGCGUGUCGAGGUUCUAAGAGAGAUUCAGAACCAAUACGAUGAGAUGGAAUCAAAGUUCUUCGAGGAGAGAGCAGCUCUUGAAGCUAAAUAUCAAAAGCUAUACCAGCCUUUAUACACCAAGCGAUAUGAGAUUGUGAACGGUGUGGUUGAAGUUGAAGGUGCACCGGAAGAAGUAAAAACUGAACAAGGAGAAGAUAAAGCUGCUGAAGAGAAAGGAGUACCAGAUUUCUGGCUUAUUGCAUUGAAGAACAAUGAAAUUACCGCUGAGGAGAUAACUGAGCGAGAUGAAGGUGCUCUCAAGUAUCUUAAAGAUAUCAAGUGGAACAGGGUUGAAGAACCAAAGGGGUUCAAGCUUGAGUUUUUCUUUGAUCAGAACCCUUACUUCAAGAACACUGUAUUGAGCAAGACAUAUCACAUGAUUGAUGAAGAUGAGCCUAUACUCGAGAAGGCCGUUGGGACUGAGAUUGAGUGGUAUCCUGGAAAAUGUUUGACUCAGAAGAUCCUAAAAAAGAAGCCAAAGAAGGGAUCCAAAAACACAAAGCCUAUCACUAAGACUGAGGACUGUGAAAGUUUCUUCAACUUUUUCAGCCCACCUCAAGUUCCUGAAGAUGAAGAGGAUCUUGAUGAUGAACUGGCUGACGAACUCCAAGGCCAAAUGGAGCACGACUAUGAUAUCGGAAAUCUGGAAGAAGUCAACUUGCGGAGGGUCAAACCGGUGAGAGGCCGCCGGAGUGUAAGCAGCAAUGAAGAAUCUACUUCUCGCCUGAGAAGAAGCUUAUAG